Messenger RNA from Centruroides sculpturatus (bark scorpion), 735 nucleotides. RefSeq names its product achelase-1-like. The record is from RefSeq and is a predicted model, not a curated record. Gene Ontology annotation, molecular function: serine-type endopeptidase activity. Bases 1 to 735 code for a protein of 244 amino acids. The transcript is spliced from 6 exons. Lineage: Eukaryota; Metazoa; Arthropoda; Arachnida; Scorpiones; Buthidae. Gene Ontology annotation, biological process: proteolysis.
AUGUCGAUGCCCACAGAGCAAAUACAAAGUGAUGUGGAGUUUCAUUCACUGUACACUGUAUUUAUUUACUCGACUGAAUCUAUAAUCAGAAAAAUUAUAAAUUACAGAUUCGGAUUAUUAUUCUUCCUCCUAAAUGUUAUAUAUGCCCUGUCAGUUUAUGAGAGAAAUGAACCCAAAUCAGGAAGACAACGGAGGAUUGUUGGAGGUAAAAUUGCUAAUGAUGGAGAAUUUCCAUAUAUGGUAGCAUUGUUCAGGAAAUCACGUAACAUUGACGAAUUUCGUGCGGGUUCUACAUUAAUAUCAACACAAACAGUACUUACGGCAGCACACUGUAUAUCCGGUGUUGGUAUUGGAGAUUUAUAUGGAAGAGUCGGUAACGUUAGUAAAAACCUGGGACGUAAAAUAUUGUUUGAUAGAAAAAUUUUGCACCCGUCCUAUAAUAAAACAAAAUUUCUUUAUGAUAUCGCCGUUUUGCUUCUUGAUAAACCUAUCGAACUUUCACCAAAUAUUCAACCAGCAGCUUUAGCCGCAGUUGGUCUGCGAUUUACUUCUGGUUAUGCCGUUUUUGUCGGUUGGGGUGACAUUGCAAAAAAUAAAAAAACUGCGUAUUUGCACUCGGCAGAAGUACAGUUAGUGAAUCCAGAAAAACGUGGAUGGAUGAAUUCCCCUGGUAUUAAAACAACUGGUCAAGAAAUACUGACAGCAACACCCGGAGUGGCUUUACUGAAUGNAUAA